This is a messenger RNA of Leptosia nina, 1662 nucleotides long. Lineage: Eukaryota; Metazoa; Arthropoda; Insecta; Lepidoptera; Pieridae. The record is from the annotation of a GenBank genome assembly.
AUGGCCGCUACAGGCAAGAAGACCAAAAAGCCAAAAUGGGUCAAAGCCAACAUCACAGACAUCAUUGCAGAGCCCACUACAAUCGCGACAUCAAACAGUUGGGCAGACCCCGCAGAUGAAGAACCCAGCUAUGGACACUCAGGCUUGCGGAAUACCCGCCCUGUUGUUCUGCCAUCGGCCUCUCGUGCAGCCCGAGGCGGUCUUGCUGUUGACGAUGAGAGCAUCCCAAAACGUCCACCAUACAUUGCACAUAUAUCCAAUCUGCCUUAUGAUGUUGAUGAUAGUGCUAUAUCAGACCUCUUUGAGGGACUUAAGAUAUCCAACCUGAGACUGCCACGUGAAGGUGACCGUCUCAAAGGCUUUGGUUAUGUUGAUUUUGAAGACAGGGAGAGUCUUGUCAAUGCUAUGAACAUUCCUGACCUUACAAUAGGAGGCAGAAGGAUAAGAAUAGAGGUUUACACAAAAGAGAAUGACCGCCGCGGCAUGGGGCGCAGCGGAAUGGGCCGCUCCGAUCGCGACAGGGAAUACGAUCCGGAACGUACUAUGGGAGACUGGCGGUCUGGACCACGGUCAGUGCCCGAGAACAACCGCGCCCGUGCACCCCCGGACAACAGAGACCGGGAAAGGGACAGAGAUCGCGAUCGCGAACGGGACCGGGAAAGAGACUCGAGCGUUGACAACAAGCCUGGGGCGUGGCGAGACGCGGAGAGACCUAGCGAGCCCCCGCGUACCCCUUACGGGGGUCGGGACUCUUACGGAAGAGACCGCUAUGGUGACAGGGAGCGGGGCUUCGGUCGCGACGGGGAGAGGAGCGGCUACGGCGGCCGAGACGGAUUCCGAGCUGCAGACAGGGACGGUGGAUUUAGCCGCGAGAACCGUGGUUUUGGCAACAGAGGUUUCGGUGAUAGAGAUAGGGAAAGGGAACCGCCCAGGGAAGAAUCAAAGCCACGCGAGCGUCCGAAACUGAAUCUACUGCCUCGCACGGUGCCUCGUGACCCCGAAGUGCCCACUAAGCCAGCGGACGGUGCUCCCAUUGAUGAUAAGCCUGCGGCACCCAAGCCUGUGCCAGCUGAGAAGGUGUUUGGCGGGGCCAAGCCAGUAGACACAGCUGCCAAGGAACGUGAAAUUGAAGAGCGUUUACGUAAGCAGGAAGAGGAGGCGCGUCGCGCAGUCGAAGAGAAAGACCGCUGGGUCCGAAGGAACGAUCAUUCCAACGACCGACGCCCUGGUGCUAGACGUGACGAUCGCAGAGACAACCGUAGCUACAAUAGGGACCGGCGCGACUAUUCGAAGGACGACAAGGAGGAGCGACGCGACAACCGGGACUAUUCGCGGGACAAGGAUUACCGGGACGACCGGGGUGAACGCUCGCGGGACAGGGACGAACGUCGCGAGCCUAAAGACGACGGGGAACAUAAAGACGACGACGACCGCAGGGACAGUCGGGAGCGUCGCGAGUACUCGGGCGAGAGGAAUUCGCGCGAUAGAGACGCCGACAGGGGCGAAACUGAGAGGAACGGGCGGCUGUCCCGCUCUAGGGACAGGCGCGACACGCCUGAAGAGAAAUCACUGCCCAAGCUGAAGGAACAGGAGAAACCGAACUUCAUAGCAUCAAACAAAUUUAGCUUCCUAGAAGACGCCGACGACGGCGCCUCAGAUUAG